Messenger RNA from Panicum hallii, 1333 nucleotides. RefSeq names its product 2-methoxy-6-polyprenyl-1,4-benzoquinol methylase, mitochondrial. Gene Ontology annotation, biological process: ubiquinone biosynthetic process. Gene Ontology annotation, cellular component: mitochondrion. NCBI's taxonomy places the organism in Eukaryota, Viridiplantae, Streptophyta, Magnoliopsida, Poales, Poaceae. Gene Ontology annotation, molecular function: methyltransferase activity. The transcript is spliced from 8 exons. Bases 140 to 1069 code for a protein of 309 amino acids. The record is from RefSeq and is a predicted model, not a curated record.
CCUCAUCGUCGUGUCUCGUUCUAUUCCGUUCAUCUCGGAACUCGCCGUCGACAGAGGAGACCACUCGCCGCCGCCGCCAGGCGCUAGGCCGCUAGCCCUUGCCGCUGCUGUCCCGCCCUCUCUAAACAAAGGGAUCAGAAUGGCUCUGCGGGCCGCAAGGAGGCUAGCGUUUUGUAGCCGCCAAGGACGCCGCCUCCUGCCCUCUCCGGCUCCGGCUCCGGCUCCGGCUCCGGCACCAUGCAAUCGCAAGGCGGUCCCGGCGGCGGCAUUCCUCCACUCCCACGCCACCAGCUUCGGGUACAAGCAGGUGCGCGAAGAGGAAAAGAGCAAAUUGGUUGGGAACGUCUUCAGCAGCGUGGCCUCCAGCUACGACCUCAUGAACGAUCUCAUGAGCGUCGGCCUGCAUAGGCUGUGGAAGGACAGGCUUGUUUCCAAGUUGAAUCCCUUUCCGGGGAUGAAGCAUCUCGACGUGGCUGGUGGAACAGGAGAUGUUGCUUUUCGUGUACUGGAAAGAAUUAAGAGCGUGGGCCACAGAGCUAUGCAGGGUACUCUUACUGAUACCGAAGAAGACACCCACAUUUAUGUCUGUGACAUUAAUCCAAAUAUGCUAAACGUUGGGAAGAAGCGUGCUGCAGAAAGAGGUUAUAGCGGAGAACAUUGUCUUAGCUGGAUACAAGGAGAUGCAGAAGCUCUGAGUUUUGAGGAUGGAUCUAUGGAUGGCUAUACUAUCGCAUUUGGGAUCAGAAAUGUGACACACAUUGAGAAAGCCCUAGCUGAAGCUUACAGAGUUCUAAAGCGAGGUGGGAGGUUCCUAUGCUUGGAGUUGAGUCAUGUGGAUGUCCCGGUAUUUAAAGAGAUCUACGAUGUUUAUUCUUUUUCUCUGGUUCCAACUAUGGGAGAGCUGGUUGCUGGUGAUCGACAGUCGUACCAAUACUUGGUUGAGAGUAUACGUCGGUUCCCAAAUCAGGAAAAGUUUGCUCAGAUGAUCCAGGAAGCCGGAUUCCAGAGGGUGGAAUAUGAAAACCUCGUGGGUGGUGUAGUUGCCAUUCACUCUGGACUGAAACUGUAGAAUAGCAAUCUGAACCAGGCAGCGAGACUUGGGCUGUAGGGUUUUUUUUUCCAUGUUGUUGGCCUCCGAACAAGGAUGGAUGUUUUCACCUCCUAAAAAUCAAAAGAUGAAGCGGCGUCAUCCCAUAGGAAGUGAUUUUGCAAAGGGUGGCUCUCCAAAAUGUAAUGAACGACAGGCAGAUUGUGUACCACCUACUUUCUUUUUUAGUCGACAUAAACCCUGGUAUACGUAUUGCUAAUUUAUGCCAAGUAAGUACAUUUCACA